AUGACUCCUGCUCCACAAAUGUUCAUACUCAAAAGGGGUGCACCAUUGUUCUCUUUCUGGAAAAGACCAAUUAUAAAAAGCAAUAGGGAAGAAGAAAAGAGAAGCAUAUACACAAAGAGGUGCUACCACAAGAAUAUGGCCAUGGAAACUGCUAAUGAAAUUAUAAAACAAGUUGUUCCAGUUCUCAUGGUUCCUAUUAACGAUUACCUACGCUACCUCGUUUCCUGCAGAAAGUACAUCAGUGACAUGGAUUUGAAAAUGAAGGAAUUAAAAGAAGCAAAAGACAAUGUUGAAGAGCACAAGAAUCAUAACAUUAGUAAUCGUCUUGAGGUUCCAGCAGCUCAAGUCCAGAGCUGGUUGGAAGAUGUAGAAAAGAUCAAUGCAAAAGUGGAAACUGUUUCUAAAGAUGUCGGCUGUUGCUUCAAUCUAAAGAUUAGGUACAGGGCCGGAAGGGAUGCCUUCAAUAUAAUUGAGGAGAUCGACAGUGUCAUGAGACGACACUCUCUGAUCACUUGGACCGAUCAUCCCAUUCCUUUGGGAAGAGUUGAUUCCGUGAUGGCAUCCACCUCUACGCUUUCAACUGAACACAAUGACUUCCAGUCAAGAGAGGUAAGGUUUAGUGAAGCACUCAAAGCACUUGAGGCCAACCACAUGAUAGCCUUAUGUGGAAUGGGGGGAGUGGGGAAGACCCACAUGAUGCAAAGGCUGAAGAAGGUUGCCAAAGAAAAGAGGAAGUUUGGUUAUAUCAUCGAGGCGGUUAUAGGGGAAAUAUCGGACCCCAUUGCUAUUCAGCAAGUUGUAGCAGAUUACCUAUGCAUAGAACUGAAAGAAAGCGAUAAGAAAACAAGAGCUGAGAAGCUUCGUCAAGGGUUCAAGGCCAAAUCAGAUGGAGGUAACACUAAGUUCCUCAUAAUAUUGGAUGAUGUCUGGCAGUCCGUUGAUCUAGAAGAUAUUGGUUUAAGCCCUUCUCCCAAUCAAGGUGUCGACUUCAAGGUCUUGUUGACUUCACGAGACGAACAUGUUUGCUCAGUGAUGGGGGUUGAAGCUAAUUCAAUUAUUAACGUGGGACUUCUAAUUGAAGCAGAAGCACAAAGAUUGUUCCAGCAAUUUGUAGAAACUUCUGAGCCCGAGCUCCACAAGAUAGGAGAAGAUAUUGUUAGGAGGUGUUGCGGUCUACCCAUUGCCAUCAAAACCAUGGCGUGUACUCUAAGAAAUAAAAGAAAGGAUGCAUGGAAGGAUGCACUUUCUCGUUUACAACACCAUGACAUUGGUAAUGUUGCUACUGCAGUUUUUAGAACCAGCUAUGAGAAUCUCCCGGACAAGGAGACAAAAUCUGUUUUUUUGAUGUGUGGUUUGUUUCCCGAAGACUUCAAUAUUCCUACCGAGGAGUUGAUGAGGUAUGGAUGGGGCUUAAAGUUAUUUGAUAGAGUUUAUACAAUUAUAGAAGCAAGAAACAGGCUCAACACCUGCAUUGAGCGACUGGUGCAGACAAAUUUACUAAUUGGAAGUGAUAAUGGUGUACACGUCAAGAUGCAUGAUCUGGUCCGUGCUUUUGUUUUGGGUAUGUAUUCUGAAGUCGAGCAAGCUUCAAUUGUCAACCAUGGUAAUAUGCUUGGGUGGCCUGAUGAAAAUGAUAUGAUCGUGCACUCUUGCAAAAGAAUUUCAUUAACAUGCAAGGGUAUGAUUGAGAUUCCAGUAGACCUCAAGUUUCCUAAACUAACGAUUUUGAAACUUAUGCAUGGAGAUAAGUCUCUAAAGUUUCCUCAAGAAUUUUAUGAAGGAAUGGAAAAGCUCCAGGUUAUAUCAUACGAUAAAAUGAAGUACCCAUUGCUUCCUUUGGCACCUCAAUGCUCCACCAACAUUCGGGUGCUUCAUCUCACUGAAUGUUCAUUAAAGAUGUUUGAUUGCUCUUCUAUCGGAAAUCUAUCGAAUCUGGAAGUGCUGAGCUUUGCUAAUUCUCGCAUUGAAUGGUUACCUUCCACAGUCAGAAAUUUAAAGAAGUUAAGGUUACUUGAUCUGAGAUUUUGUGAUGGUCUCCGUAUAGAACAGGGUGUCUUGAAAAGUUUGGUUAAACUUGAAGAAUUUUAUAUUGGAAAUGCGUCUGGAUUCACAGAUGAUAACUGCAAUGAGAUGGUGGAGCGUUCAAACAGCCUUUCUGCCUUAGAAUUCGAGUUUUUUAAUAACAAAGCUGAAGUGAAAAAUAUGUCAUUUGAGAAUCUUGAACGAUUCAAGAUCUCAGUGGGGUGCUCUUUAGAUGGAGAUAUUAGUGAGAGUAGGCACUCAUAUGAAAACACGUUGCAGUUGCUGACCAAAAAAGGUGAUGUAUUCGAGUCUCAACUUAAUGAGUUGUUUGUAAAAACAGAGGUUCUUUGUUUAAGCAUGGAUGGUAUGAAUAAUCUUGAAGAUGAGGUGAAGUCGACACAUUCUCCUCGGUCCUCUUCAUUCUGCAAUUUAAAAGUCCUUAUUAUUUCAAAGUGUAUAGAGUUGAGAUACCUCUUCAAACUCCAUGUUGCAAACACUUUGUCAAGCCUUGAGCAUCUAGAAGUUUGUGAAUGCGAGAAUAUGGAAGAACUCAUACAUACUGGGAUUGGGGGUUGUGGAGAAGAGACAAUUACUUUCCCCAAGCUGAAGUCUUUAUCUUUGAGUCAACUACCGAAGUUAUCAGGUUUGUGCCAUAAUGUCAAGAUAAUUGGGCUACCACAUCUCGUAGACUUGAAACUUAAGGGCAUUCCAGGUUUCACAGUCAUUUAUCCGCAGAACAAGUUGCGAACAUCUAGUUUGUUGAAGGAAGAGGUUGUGAUUCCUAAGUUGGAGACACUUCGAAUUGAUGACAUGGAGAACUUAGAAGAAAUAUGGCCUUGUGAACUUAGUGGAGGUGAGAAAGUUAAGUUGAGAGAGAUUAAAGUGAGAAAUUGUAAUAAACUUGUGAAUCUAUUUCCGCACAAUCCCAUGUCUCUGCUGCAUCAUCUUGAGGAGCUUAAAGUCGUGGAUUGUGGUUCCAUUGAAUCGUUAUUCAACAUCGACUUGGAUUGUGCCGGUGCAAUUGGAGAACAAGACAACAUCGGUAGCUUAAUAAGAAGCAUCAAAGUGGAGACUUCAGGGAAGCUAAGAGAGGUGUGGAGGAUAAAAGGUGUAGAUAACUCUUGUCCUCUCGUUCGUGGAUUUCAAGCUGUUGAAAGCAUAAGCAUCAGAGGAUGUGAGAGGUUUAGAAAUGUAUUCAUGCCUACCACCACCAAUUUUGAUCUGGGGGCACUUUUGGAGAUUCAGAUAAAAGAUUGCGGAGAAAAUCACGAAUCGGAAGAGCAGACUGAUAUUCAGUCAGAGGAAGAGACAUUACAAGAAGCCACUGCCAGUAUUUCUAAUGAAUUGAAGCUAUUUUAUAUGGACAACAUGAGUCAUGUGUGGAAGUGCAGCAACUGGAAUAAAUUCUUCACUCUUCCAAAACAACAAUCAGAAUCCCCAUUCCACAACCUCACAACCAUAAGUAUUGAUAACUGCGAAAGCAUUAAGUACUUGUUUUCGCCUCUCAUGGCAGAACUUCUUUCCAACCUAAAGAAAGUCAAGAUACAUGGGUGUGAUGGUAUUGAAGAAGUUGUUUCAAACAGAGAUGAUGAGGAUGAAGAAAUGACUACAUUUACAUCUACCCACACAACCACCAUCUUGUUCCCUCAUCUUGAUUCUCUCACUCUAAGAUUCCUAAAGAAUCUGAAGUGUAUUGGUGGAGGUGGUGCCAAGGAUGAGGGGAGCAAUGAAAUAUCUUUCAAUAAUACCACUGCAACUACUGCUGUUCUUGAUCAAUUUGAGUUGUCUGAAGCAGGUGGUGUUUGUUGGAGCUUAUGCCAAUACUCUAGAGAGAUAGAGAUAUAUAGGUGUGAUGCACUGUCAAGUGUAAUUCCAUGUUAUGCAGCAGGACAAAUGCAAAAGCUUCAAGUGCUGAAAAUAGGCUUUUGCAAUGGGAUGAAUGAGUUAUUUGAAACUCAAUUAGGGAUGAGCAGCAACAAAAACAACGAGAAGAGUGGUUGUGAGGAAGGAAUUCCAAGAGUAAAUAACAAUGUUAUUAUGCUUCCCAAUCUAAAGAUAUUAAGUAUUGAAAAUUGUGGGGGUUUGGAAGAUAUAUUCACAUUCUCUGCACUUGAAAGCCUGAGACAGCUCCAAGAGUUAAAGAUAGAGGAUUGCUACAGAAUGAAAGUGAUUGUGAAGAAGGAAGAAGAUGAAUAUGGAGAGCAGCAAACAACAACAACAACAACGAAGGUUGUGGUCUUUCCCCGUCUAAAGUCCAUUGAACUAGUGGGUCUACGAGAGCUGGAGGGUUUCUUCUUGGGGAAGAAUGAGUUCCAGAUGCCUUCAUUAGAUAAACUUAUCAUCAACAAAUGCCCAAAAAUGAUGGUGUUUGCAGCUGGUGGGUCCACAGCUCCCCAACUCAAGUAUAUACACACAGAAUUAGGCAGACAUGCUCUUGAUCAAGAAUCUGGCCUUAACUUUCAUCAGACCUCAUUCCAAAGUUUAUACGGUGACACCUCGAGCCCUGCUACUUCAGAAAGGAUACCUUGGUCUUUUCAUAACUUGAUCGAAUUAGAUGUCAAAUUUAAUGAGGAUGUUAAAAAGAUUAUUCCAUCCAGUGAGUUGCUGCAACUGCAAAAGCUGGAAAAGAUUCAUGUGAGUUAUUGUAAUUGGGUAGAGGAGGUAUUUGAAACUGCAUUGGAAGCAGCAGGGAGAAAUAGAAAUAGUGGAAGUGGUUUUGAUGAAUCAUCACAAACAACUACUACUACUCUUGUCAAUCUUCCAAACCUCAAAGAAAUGAGGUUGAAGUGGCUAAGUAAUCUGAGGUAUAUAUGGAAGAGCAAUCAGUGGACAGCAUUUGAGUUUCCAAACCUAACAAGAGUCGAAAUUUAUGAAUGUAAUUCAUUAGAACAUGUAUUUACUAGUUCCAUGGUUGGUAGUCUAUUGCAACUCCAAGAGCUACGCAUAUGCAGCUGCAGUCAGAUAGAGGUCGUGAUUGUUCAGGAUGCAGAUGUUUGUGUAGAAGAAGACAAAGAGAAAGAAUCUGAUGGCAAGACGAAUAAGGAGAUACUUGUGUUACCUCGUCUAAAGUCCUUGAAAUUACAACUUCUUCAAAGUCUUAAGGGGUUUAGCUUGGGGAAGGAGGAUUUUUCAUUCCCAUUAUUGGAUACUUUGAGCAUUUCCAGAUGCCCAGCAAUAACCACCUUCACCAACGGAAAUUCCGCUACUCCACAGCUAAAAGAAAUUGAAACACAUUUUGGCUCGUUUUAUGCUGCAGGGGAAAAAGACAUCAACUCUCUUAUAAAGAUCAAACAACAGGAUUUCAAAUAAGACUCUGAUUAAUGUGAAGUGAAUAUUAAAGGAUGAAUAUUCAAGGGAAGAAUUGUUCAUCAUAUGAAGGACAUUAAAGAACAUGGAUGCUAUGAAGAUGUUGGGAAAACAUAUGUAUCAAGUAGCAAGCUGCAUAAUGAUCUAAGUUUGUUGGUUGAGGAUGUUGAUUUUUUAAUUUCAAAUUCAUUGGUAUCAUUAUAUGGGCUUAUCAAUAGUGUUAAUGGGAUAAUGAGUGACUUAACCUAAAUUAUGUUGUUGGUAAAUGUUGGACAAGUAUGGAAAAUUAGGAAUGACUUGUGAAAAAUAUAUGCAAAAAUAUUAUGAAACUAUAGUAUAUAAAUAAAUGCAACAUACUGUUUGGA
Lactuca saligna is the source of this 5693-nucleotide messenger RNA. Lineage: Eukaryota; Viridiplantae; Streptophyta; Magnoliopsida; Asterales; Asteraceae. The record is from the annotation of a GenBank genome assembly.